Molecule: messenger RNA, 2056 nt
Organism: Ipomoea nil (Japanese morning glory)
Lineage: Eukaryota; Viridiplantae; Streptophyta; Magnoliopsida; Solanales; Convolvulaceae
Product: dicarboxylate transporter 2, chloroplastic-like
Exons: 4
Coding region: 98-1801 (567 amino acids)
Biological process (GO): transmembrane transport
Cellular component (GO): membrane
Molecular function (GO): transmembrane transporter activity
Source: RefSeq, a predicted model, not a curated record
GACGGUUUGUGGACUUGUGGUGUUUGUAGUUUCCGCCUUUUUGCCGAAUAAAACCCACCGCUCUUCCUUCACUUCUAUCUCCACAACAGAAAGAAAAAUGGCGAGUUUGGCACUCUACUCUCCAUCGUCGGCCACCUCCGCCACAACUUCCUUCUCUAACCGCUCCUUCCCCCGCCUCCGAUCACGCACCUCCAUUUCCCCCGUCACUGCAACUCUCGCUCUCCGCCCCAUCUCCUCGCCCAAAUUCUCGCUUCUGAAUUCCAAACUUUUCCUCUUCAACCCGCUUUCCAAACCCAUCUCGAAACCUACGCCACUCAUUACCCGAGCUUCCUCCGCCAGCGAUAAGAUCUCUACUGCCACCCCCCAGCUCACUCCCAAACCCCAAGGUGCGAAGCCCAUUCCUUUGAUAAUCUCCGUCGCUAUUGGGCUUCUUGUCCGCUUUGCCAUCCCCAAACCUCCCGAGGUUUCUCCCCAGGCAUGGCAAUUGCUCGCCAUCUUCCUCUCCACCAUCGCCGGCCUUGUUCUCAGCCCUUUGCCGGUCGGAGCUUGGGCUUUCCUGGGGCUUACAGCCUCAGUUUUAACUAAAACAUUACCUUUCUCUGCUGCUUUUGGAGCAUUCACCAAUGAAGUGAUCUGGCUUAUAGUGAUUUCUUUCUUCUUUGCUCGUGGAUUCGUGAAGACUGGAUUGGGUGAUCGGAUUGCUACUUACUUCGUGAAGUGGUUGGGGAAGAGCACUCUCGGAUUGUCCUAUGGAUUGACUCUUAGCGAGGCCUUGAUUGCUCCCGCAAUGCCCAGCACCACGGCCAGGGCUGGUGGGGUUUUCUUGCCUAUUAUUAAGUCUCUCUCACUAUCCUCAGGGAGUAAGCCAGGUGAUCCUUCCGCGAAGAAGCUCGGAUCUUACUUGAUCCAGUCUCAGUUUCAGUCUGCUGGUAACUCCAGCGCUCUUUUCUUGACUGCUGCAGCGCAAAACUUACUCUGCCUCAAACUAGCUGAGGAGCUUGGGGUGGUAGUUUCAUCCCCAUGGGUUUCUUGGUUCAAGGCUGCUAGUUUGCCUGCAUUUGUUGCUCUCCUGGCUACUCCAUUUAUUUUGUAUAAGUUAUAUCCUCCUGAAACUAAAGAUACACCUGAAGCCCCUGCAAUGGCUGCAAAAAAAUUGGAACUUAUGGGUCCUGUUACCAGAAAUGAAUGGACAAUGAUUGGAACAAUGCUUCUUGCUGUCUCCUUGUGGGUUUUUGGGGAUGCACUUGGCAUCGCAAGUGUUGUUGCUGCCAUGCUUGGGUUAUCGAUUCUCUUGUUGUUAGGAGUGCUUGAUUGGGAUGACUGCUUAAGUGAAAAAUCCGCUUGGGAUACUCUGGCAUGGUUUGCAGUUCUAGUGGGCAUGGCAAGCCAGUUGACUAACCUUGGAAUUGUUAGUUGGAUGUCUAACUGUGUAGCGAAGUCUCUUCAAUGUUUAUCAUUGAGCUGGCCAGCUGCGUUUCUCAUACUUCAAGCAUCUUACUUCUGUAUCCACUACCUAUUUGCAAGCCAAACUGGCCACGUGGGAGCAUUAUACUCCGCAUUCCUUGCUAUGAAUUUAGCCUCUGGAGUGCCUGGUGUUUUAGCAGCAUUGGGUUUGGCGUAUAAUACUAACCUGUUUGGUGCUUUGACACAUUAUAGCAGUGGUCAAGCUGCUGUUUACUUUGGAGCUGGGUAUGUAGAUCUCCCGGAUGUGUUCAAAUUUGGAUUUAUAAUGGCUGUCAUCAAUGCAUUAAUUUGGGGAGUUGUUGGCACUUUCUGGUGGAAGUUCCUGGGGCUAUACUGAGUUAAAUUCAUGCAGGCAGGCCAUGUAAGUAGAAUUUUCCCCGCAAAUUCCUUCUCCCCGCUUUGUCAUAGAUAGCUGCUAGCAACAGCAAGUCUUUCACAUACUAGUGAAAAAGUUGGCGAGGCAUUCCCAUUUUCAGAAAUAAUUUACAGCUAAUAUUUUUCUUGGCACUCUGAUGGAUAUGAUGAAAUUCAAUUUUUGGAGGAGAGAAUCAGAGAGUUGACAUUUAUAAAAUGAACAUAUUCUUUUGCAGUU